GAGCGGCCAUCGCAUCACACGCGAAGGAUGACACGGUGAACAACGGCUCAUCCGUACCACCCCGUAUGCCCAACAGUGCCCAAGGUCUACGUGCGCUCUGGCUAAGGGCUGGCGUGUUUCCAUGCGCUCACAUGAACUGUCCGAAAGCAUGCCACGCCCGUCCGAGGUCGUCAAGGACAAGUGGAAUUAGCAUACCCUCGCAGCCCGUGCUUCUUGGCAUUCUGGCAGCGCACCAACGUGGAGCGUAUCGUGUCAAUUGCGUGCGCGUUGUCGUCCUCUACGUGGAUGAGGUAUCGCGGGUACGCAAACGGCACUGCGGCGGGAUGUCACCUCUUCCUCACUACGUAGACUCCAUGUCCAGUGUGCGUAGCGUGCUCUAUUCACCGUCUUUUGCAUCUUUCCUGGGCCAAGUAAUACCGUACCGUCGAAGCUAUCUCAUGGACGAAAAAAGGUAUGAGGUGGUCUAAUCUCGUGGGCAACUUGGACCUUUUUUUUUUAAAAAAAAAAAAAAAAAAAAAAUCUGCA
Schizophyllum commune H4-8 is the source of this 525-nucleotide messenger RNA. RefSeq lists its product as uncharacterized. The record is from RefSeq and is a predicted model, not a curated record. Lineage: Eukaryota; Fungi; Basidiomycota; Agaricomycetes; Agaricales; Schizophyllaceae. The coding region runs from base 66 to 467 and encodes 133 amino acids. The transcript has a single exon.